CCUAAACCAUCAACCCGGAAAUUUCGCCUAUAAAGGGGCAGCGGCGCCAUUCCUUUGGUGGGCAGGGGAAGAUCCUCGCCAUUCGGUCCCAGUGUUACAAUUAAAUCAAUACAAAUGAGAUGGUUACGUUUAUGAAUGCACAGACGUUACUUUUAAUCUGGGCAUAAAGAUGGAGUGAAUCAGAGCCGGAAGAGUUUCCCCCCGGAUCCAUCGCUGCGUAUAAAUCAAUGCACCAAACGGAUCCCCUGGAAUCGGCUGCAGCACAUGGAGGGGGGGCCCUUUGCCGCAUUCAGGGAUGAGAAACAGGACUAGCAGAUGAUAGCCUUUGGACUACGGUGCCAACCUGCUGGGGCUCAUGGUCAGUGACAGAGGCCAUUGUGUUUCCCAUCACUCAUCAUGCCCGGAGACACAAAGAAUCCAGCAGAUGCCCAAGCGCCAUCUUACCCUGGGCUGGUGACGGGCACAUCUACGGCUGACAGAUCACGCAUUACCCCUGCCAUUAUUGUGCCGCAGUCUGAAAACCCUUUCGAUGAAACGCAAGAGAAGAAUUGCCUCGACAGACACAGUCCCCACAGCCCCUCAGGGAGAUCAAGUCGCCAGUCAAGAUCCUCCACUUCUUCCAACAACAAUUUAAUUUCUGUGGAUAAUAAAGGGCAUGUGAUCGACCUGGUACAUGAUAACUUGCCUGACCUCAGGAUCUCAGAAGAAGACAAAAGGAAGAACCUGGAGUUGUUGGAAGAAGCAAAGAAAGCCAGUGAGCGAUUCCUGACGCGGAGAGGAAGAAAGUCCCGAUGCAGCAUCUCCGACUCUCCAACAGCACUUUCUCCAUCCCCAAGCCCGAAGGUUUCCCCCGUGCCACAGAAUCAUUUAUUCACUUUUCCGCUGCCUCCAGGUUCCCCUGAAGCUUACCCUCCUGUAUUUGCUGGGCCUGCGGCUAUAGUACAGAGCGACCCCAAGGGACUGGCCGAUUGGAAGCAGAAUGAGCAGAGGAAGAUUUCCCAAGGAAGGCUCUCGCCACGUUCCCCAGCUACGAAAGAAACUCUCUCCGAACACAAGGAGAACUUCGACCCUCUGAAGCACGUGUCCGGCGUGCAAAAAAACUGUGGAACUGACGGAUGUAAACCGUCCCUUUGUAACAACGAGUAUGAGCCUGGGAAAUCCAUUCUAAAGAAACCCAAAGAGAUGGACUCCUUGGGGAAUGUGGUGCAAGGCCCCGGGGCCACUAAACCAGGGAUAAACAUUAAGGGAUUAUCAGCAGAUCAGCCAGACCCUAAAUUUCUUUCUAGACCAGAGCCAGGAGACCCCGGCAGUCGCCCUCCUCUCUUGAGGGCACUUUCUUGGGACAGUUUAGCACCGGCACAGAUUGACAAAACACACACGGAAAUUCCAGAGAAUGAAAGACUGCACGACAAAUGCAACAACAAACUGCCCAAAUUUGUGGGUUUAAAAGACUUUCAAGUGCAGCCGGUUCGACUGCAGAAGCUGACCAAGCUGAGAGAAGAACACAAGUUAAUGAGGAGUCAGAAUCUGACGGGACAGAAACUCCCGGAUCUGAGCGAGGCGGCCGAACAGGAAAGAGGUCCCUCUCCAGUUCCUUCCCUGCCGGAUGAUGGAGAAGAAGAAGCCAAGGGGGAGUCGGAUGUUAUGCCCAGUAUCCCAGAUAUUCUCUUACGGAAGUUGCGUGUGAAUCGAUGUUUAUCCAACAGUGCCCCACCGCUGACUGAAAAGGAAAUAGAGAAUGUAUUUGUUCAGCUCUCACUGGCGUUUCGGAAUGACAGCUACACCCUCGAAUCCAGGUUGAACCAAUCCGAGAGGGAGCGUAACCUGACUGAGGAAAACAAUGAGAAGGAAAUAGAGAACUUUAAAGCAACUAUCACGUCUUCAGUCUCCAUCUGGCAAAACAGUGAGCAUAGGGAGGCCUACCAGAAGCUGCUGGAAGACAUUGCAGUCCUUCACCGCUUGAUCAACAGGCUGUCAAGUAGGGCAGAAAUGGUGGGAGCGGUUCGGCAAGAGAAACGCAUGUCGAAGGCCACAGAAGUCAUGAUGCAAUAUGUGGACAACCUAAAGAGGACGUACGAGAAAGAUCAUGCAGAACUGAUGGAAUACAAAAAACUGGCCAAUCAGAAUUCCAGUAGGAAUUAUAGCGGCUCCGAUGAUGGGGUGCCUCGUUCAUCAAGAUCCAUGUCACUAACGAUUGGCAAGAACAUGCCACGUAGAAGAGUCAGUGUGGCUGUGGUCCCCAAAUUCAAUUUACUGAAUAUCCCCGGGCAGUCGCCGAACACAUCUCCUUUAACAAUGUUGCCAGCCCUUACAGAGUCGCCCAGUGGGAGAAGCAGUUCACCCGUCCCACCUUUGCAGUCUCCUCUGGUAGAAAAUACAAAGACAAGCACAGAGACAGAAUGUGAGACACCAGUGGGGGUUCCAGUUCGGAUCGAACAGGAGGAAAUCAGCUCAGAAAUGAAGGCAAAGAUUGAAGAAGAGGCUUAUAACAAGGGGUAUCAAGAAGGUUUAAAAAAGAUCCAAGGAAUUUCUUUAUUUAAGGAGGAAGAAGAGGAGAAAGCUAGUGAGGUCACAGCUGAGUGUGAAGAUGAAGUGAAUGAGGAAAUAAAGCUCAAAAGCAGUAAAAUUGAAGAAUGCCUUGAUUAUAUACAAAUGUUGUACCCCAAGUUACUGACUCAUUGGAAUGUCCUCUCCAUUGUGGCUGCUGGGAUAGUCUUCCUCGCUGUCUUGUUAAGCAUCUACAACUCCUUCACUUCCUGCUCCGAGUUGCCAGCUGGCCACCAUGGGAAAGCAUCAUGUUCGGCCUCACAGAGAUAUUCCUGGUGGACUUCCGGACUAUCCCAUAAGCAGCGGCGGCAGUGAAAGUUGGCGGAAGUGGGAUGGGAAAUUGCGUAUACACUGAAUUGUGCAGGGAAUACUACACAGUACAAGUGCAUCCAGUCAAGUCGAGGAUUCCUCGUGCUUCACAUGGACUGGAUCAUUGCCCAGAGAGCAACCAAGAGCAGAUGUUUGGAGAGUAUUAUGGGCAAAGACCAAAACAGAGGUUGACAGUCUCCACUUUAAUGUAUUUUUUUUUUUAUAGAAUAAACAUUCCAUCCAAACGCCAAUUCCAUUCAUUCACUGACAUUCAGCAUCCAAUUGGAAAAUACAUUCCAAUCAUGUCUGAGAUAUAUCUUUCUCCUGAUAUGUGAAUUCUCUGAUUAUUUGCUGAUGGCUGUCCAUUCAAGAUGGUACAAGGUACAAGGCUGCAGGCUGAGUUAUACAGGGAACUCUGAGUAUCACUCAUGUAUUAUAAGGGAUAA
Messenger RNA from Xenopus laevis (African clawed frog), 3302 nucleotides. It is a transcript of the gene irag1.L, whose product is annotated as inositol 1,4,5-triphosphate receptor associated 1 L homeolog. The record is from RefSeq and is a predicted model, not a curated record. The transcript is spliced from 21 exons. Lineage: Eukaryota; Metazoa; Chordata; Amphibia; Anura; Pipidae. The coding region runs from base 397 to 2862 and encodes 821 amino acids. Gene Ontology annotation, cellular component: membrane; cytoplasm.